AUACCUUCAGUCAUCAGCUUUCCUUAGCUUAGACAAGACCCAAAGACGUAGGAGUUUACUUGUUAAGGCAAAACUCAAACCACCCCACAAAGAAACAAUAGAGGGUCAUUGUGCGUGUGCUAAAGGCCAGCUAAAGUCAUGUUUCAAGGACAAUCAAGGCAUUUUCAUCCGUUUUCCAUUGACGGGAUCCUAAAUAAUCACAGAGCAAAACCUUGUGAAACAUCUCCUAACACAAAGAUUGAUGAAUGCAAUUUUCAUUGUUCGACAAAAGUUGGAGAACGCCAUCUUUAURAAGAGACAGGAGAAAGGCCCAAGAAGCGUUCACGAUCAGAAGACYCCGACGACGACGAGAUCGAAAGGCACAAGCCCUCAGAAGACGACGAAUACUUAAGAGAUGAUACGGAUGAAGAAACAGCCUUGGAUGUCGAAAACCAGCAUCACUCCGAGCGAGAAACAUGUGAGCAGCAACAAAAAUCAACCGGCAAGAAGAAGAAACGCAUUCUCUUCACAAGGUCUCAAAUCUUCGAGCUAGAAAGACGAUUCAGGUUUCAACAAUAUCUGUCUGCUCCAGAGCGCGAACAUCUUGCUCGAAUGAUCAAUCUUACACCUAUCCAAGUUAAAAUAUGGUUCCAGAAUCAUCGAUACAAGUGUCGACAAAGAUUCAAGCAGAAUUCCCCUUCCGAAAGAGAGCUUGUGGAUUAUGGACAUCAAGGGCUAUCACGUGGGUAUUCCAAACCCGAUCUUGCGGACUUUACAGGUUAUACAAGUAGACAAUGUAACUACCCAAGCUAUCAGGCGAUAUAUCCUAACUGGAGUCAUACCGCUUAUCCUGGACGAAUUUUGCAGGACUUGAGGACAAAUGGUGAUAUUCAUUCCCCAAAUGUAAUAAGCCCUUUAUCAAAUACUCUUUACGCUAUCCGCUCUUCUUAUCCUUUUGCGUUAGAUGGAUUUUAUGAAUAGUUAUAUCAUUAUUUGUGAUCAUUGUUUUGAUUGCAAUACAGUCAAAAGCUAUAUAUAUAUAUAUAUAUAUAUAUAUAAAGAUCCAGUUCAUCAAAUUAUAAUAUUACUUUUAACAGUCAAGCUAGUUAGAACACACAGUGAACAGUUAGGGUUUAAUUAAAAUCAGUGUAAGUGGAAGAGAUUUAUUUUCGACCCAAAGAAAAGGAUUCCUAUCUGCUUGUGUCCCAAUAUUGAUUCCAUAAUUGUAGAAGGUAUUAAACAAUCCCCUUUCUAUCUUUCUCUAUACUUAUUAUUUAAGAGUUAGUUUACCUGUCACACACAUAGAAGACGAAGAUAUGCUUUGGCCUCAAUUACUUCUUCACAUGACCAGGAGUUACCUUUCUUACCUAAAUAUAAUACAUUUGUCAAAUCCAUUAUCUAUCUAUUGAGGCUUUGCACCACCAAAGGAUUGGUCAUUGAUUAGCGUGCUUCCAUUGAGUUUUGGGUGCAUGCUGAAGGAAGGAAGCAUGUGCAGCCAUGACAGAAGGCACAACAAGAGUCUCUUUUUUCCUUAGGAAACUGAAUUAUUUUCAUAAAAACCAGGCAAGACCAGAUUCAAUUGUUCCUGCCUCCUGUCAUGGCUGCCAUCGCUUUAUAUUGUACUCAGCUUAUGUGUGUUAUAUUUCUUAAUUAUUUUUAAGAAAAUGUUAACAUUACACGAGUGCUACCGUUUCCCCUUCCAAUAGGCUACAUCCCGGCUCCAUCUUUAAUGCACCUAGAUUUUUACCAAUAUUAUUUUUAAUUCAUAAUGAAUUCCUAUUUUGAUAAUAUAAAAUAAAAUAGCCAAAUAUAUAGAGGUUUUGCAUCAGCCAUGUUUAAGUUCAAAACAGUAGAAUUUUUCUCCUUUURGCAAUGAAAUCUCAUUUUUAUGCAAAAACACUGCAUUGCUCCAUUCAUGUUUCAUGAGAGUCGUGAAACAACACUUUCUACAAAUGAAAGUAUAGCAAUACAGAGAGUUAUUUAUAUGAUUUUACCAUCGCUGAUAAGUAGAUGAAUAUAAAAGAAAUAGAUAUUUAAUUAUUUAGUAUAUCAAGAAUCUACAAAAAAUCACAAUAAAAUGUAUAUAUUUAACACUGAGGAAUGCAAACAUGAGAUUGUUAUUUUAUAAUUAGUUGUUCUGUACAAAACAUUUUCAAGACAUGAAUAAAAUAUUGCUAAAAAGUUA
Molecule: messenger RNA, 2164 nt
Organism: Actinia tenebrosa (Australian red waratah sea anemone)
Lineage: Eukaryota; Metazoa; Cnidaria; Anthozoa; Actiniaria; Actiniidae
Biological process (GO): cell differentiation; regulation of transcription by RNA polymerase II
Cellular component (GO): nucleus
Molecular function (GO): RNA polymerase II cis-regulatory region sequence-specific DNA binding; DNA-binding transcription factor activity, RNA polymerase II-specific
Source: RefSeq, a predicted model, not a curated record